AUGGAUGAUAAUGCGCCGUGUCACCGAUCAGUGCUGGUUGAUGACUUCCUUGAAACAGAAAACAUCCAGCGCAUGUCAUGGCCUGAGAACUCCCCUGAUUUAAAUCCUAUUGAGCAUGUAUGGGAUAUGCUCGGGAGACAAAUUGCAGCCCUUUUGCACCCACCAAGCUCCAUUACAGAACUGAAGAGAACUCUCCAAGAAGCUUGGAACCGUUUGAGCCCACAACUCAUUCAUCAUCUCAUAGCAAGUAUGGAAGAGUUGAAACAGUUGAGUGAUAAAGAAAGAGAAAAAGAUCCUUGGAAUAUUUGUAGAUUAAAAGAGCAGAUAGAAGAUUUGCAGAGGAAAAGAAAAGAAGGGGAACAGAGUAUGCAGAAAAGAUAUAUGCAUCACUUAUUCAAAUCAAAUUCAUGUUCUAAAGAGACUGAUGAGGAACGUCUCCAAAAAGAGAUUGCACAAGCAUGGGAAAAGAGAAAAGAAGAAUUAGAAAAGUUAAGUAUUGAAAAACAAGAAAAAGAAAAAGAGAAAAUCAAAAUUCUGGAAUCUGAGCAACUGAAAGCCACCCGAGAAGCCAGGGAAGUUGAAAUGGAACAGCUAAAAGAGCAAGAAAGUUGGGCUAAUUUUAUACAGAAAAAGAUGGACGAUCUUAAUGCUGCUGAGAAUGAGACACAAAAACUAAAGGCUGAAAAAGAUAUUCUCAUUGGACAUAUGGAAACUUUGCUUUCUUUGCAACAAAGGCGAGAUUUAGUUCGGGAUUUACAAAGAAAAGGGUUUCAAAGAAUACAAAGUAUGUGGCAGCCACGGGACAAACUACGAAGGAUGUUAAAUGAAGUGCAGCAUGGCUUGGAUUUUGAUAGCAAACUUCUUGUUUCUCUAUCUGAAAUGAAUAGUACAGCUACUGAGGAUACAGCUUUGGCAUUACUGAACUUAGAUAGUGUCAAAGAAACUAAGGAAAAAAUAACUAUGCAAAUUGCACUAGAGAAGGAAAGGGAACUUGAAAUUCAACAAUUAUACCAUGAGGAAGCAUCUACACUGUGGGAAAAGAGGAAAGAAGAGUGGUAUUUAGAAUCCAUUGCAAGGGAUCAAAUCAUGAAUGAU
This is a messenger RNA of Stegodyphus dumicola, 1095 nucleotides long. Its product is annotated as trichoplein keratin filament-binding protein-like. NCBI's taxonomy places the organism in Eukaryota, Metazoa, Arthropoda, Arachnida, Araneae, Eresidae. The record is from RefSeq and is a predicted model, not a curated record. Gene Ontology annotation, cellular component: keratin filament. Gene Ontology annotation, biological process: apoptotic process.